AUGAAAGAGAUAGCUAAGAGACUUGGGAAGAAGGAUUGGGAUUUCAAUGUAGAUCCAUGCAGUGGAGAAAGAAAUUGGACUUCAUCUGUUCAAGUGAAGGGAUUUGAAAAUGCUGUGACCUGCAAUUGUCUCUUUGCCAAUGCCACUAUCUGCCAUGUGGUUAGCAUUGUUCUGAAGUCACAAAAUCUUUCGGGCACACUCCCAAGUGAACUAGCAAGAUUGCAAUACCUGCAAGAAAUUGACCUCACCCGCAACUACCUUAAUGGCACAAUUCCUCCACAAUGGGGCUCCAUCAACCUUGUCAACAUUUCCGUUCUUGGAAAUCGGCUGACAGGUCCAAUACCAAAAGAAUUAGGAAACAUCACCACACUGAAAAGUUUGGUCCUGGAGUUCAAUCAAUUAUCUGGAGAGCUUCCUCUAGAGAUUGGGAAUCUCUUUCGACUUGAAAGAUUGCUUCUUACAUCCAACCAUUUUAUCGGAAAUUUACCAACAACAUUUGCCAGCCUCACUGCACUAAAGCAUCUUCGACUUGGAGACAACCAAUUCUCUGGAACUUUACCUGAUUUCAUUCAGAGAUGGACAAGUCUAGAGAGGCUGGUGAUGCAAGGGAGUGGUUUCAGUGGGCCAAUUCCUUCUGGAAUUUCAUUUUUGAACAAUCUCACUGAUUUGAGAAUUAGUGACUUGAAAGGACCAGAUUCUCAAUUUCCCCAACUUCAAAACUUAACAACUUUGCAAACACUAGUACUGAGGAGUUGCAAUCUUAUAGGAAUGGUUCCUGAAUAUCUUGGAAAUAUGACUAGCUUACGAUCAUUAUAUUUAACUGGAAACCUUUUCAAUGGACCACUACCCAAUUGGAUAGAUAGGCCAGACUACACUGAUCUCUCAUAUAACCAUUUGAACAUCGAAAACCCAGAGCAAUUGACCUGUCAACAGGGAAGCGUGAACUUGUUUGCAUCAUCUAUGAAGGGAAAUGACUCGGGAAUGAUUCCAUGUUUAGGGAACAUUAACUGUCCUAAAACUUGGUACUCUCUAUAUAUAAAUUGUGGUGGGAAGUCAAUUUCUGAUGGAAACAUAAAAUAUGAUGAUGAUUCACAAGAAGCUGGACCAGCAAGAUUUCAUCGAGCUGGAUCAAAUUGGGUGUUUAGCAACACUGGUCAUUUCUUUGAUAGUGGUCGUGUAGACUACUAUACUUGGUCUAAUACAACUGAGCUUGAUAUGAACAAUGGCGAAUUGUAUAUGGAUGCACGUGUUUCUGCCCUUUCUCUAACAUAUUAUGCAUUUUGCAUGGGAAAUGGAAGCUACACAAUAAGUCUUCAUUUCGCAGAAAUAAUGUUCACUGAUGAUCAAACAUAUAGCAGCCUUGGAAGGCGUGUAUUUGACAUCUAUGUUCAGAGAAAGUUGGUGCUGAAGGAUUUCAAUAUUGCAAAUGAAGCAGGAGGAGUUGGUAAAGCAAUCAUAAAAAAGUUCACUGCUACAGUGAAUAGCAGUACCUUAGAGAUUCGCUUGCAGUGGGCUGGGAAAGGAACAACUGGUAUCCCAUUUGGAUCAGUUCAUGGCCCUCUUGUAUCAGCUAUAUCUGUUGAACCUGAUUUUACACCCCAAGAGGAAAAUAAAGAUGGUGUACCUAGACAUUUCAUUGUCGCAAUUGUAGUUACUGGAGCACUUGUUAUCAUCAUAAUAUUUGGUAUAGCUUGGUGGAGAGGAUGUUUAAGACGAAAAAUGUCAUUAGAGAAAGAAUUAAUGGGUUUAGAUCUGAAAACGGGCUUAUUUAGCUUACGACAAAUCAAAGCUGCGACCAAUAACUUUGAUAUCACCUUCAAGAUUGGAGAAGGAGGUUUUGGUCCUGUUUACAAGGGUGUUCUUUCAGAUGGCACAGUAAUAGCAGUUAAACAACUUUCUUCUAAAUCAAAACAAGGGAAUCGUGAGUUUAUAAACGAGAUUGGCAUGAUUUCUGCUUUGCAACACCCUUGUCUAGUUAAACUUUAUGGUUGUUGUAUGGAGGGAGAUCAGUUGAUGUUGAUAUACGAAUACAUGGAAAACAACAGUCUUGCUCGCGCUUUGUUUGCACAAGAAAAAAUUCAAUUGAAGUUGGAUUGGUCAACCAGACAAAGGAUUUGUGCUGGUAUUGCUAGAGGUUUGGCUUACCUCCACGGAGAGUCAAGGCUAAAGAUAGUUCACAGGGACAUAAAGGCCACUAAUGUGUUACUAGACAAAAAUCUCAACCCAAAGAUAUCUGAUUUUGGUUUGGCCAAACUUGAUGAAGAUGGCUAUACACACAUAACUACCAGAGUAGCUGGCACCUAUGGAUACAUGGCCCCUGAAUAUGCAAUGCAUGGUUAUUUAACUGACAAAGCAGAUGUUUAUAGUUUUGGUAUUGUAGCUUUGGAAAUUGUUAGUGGAAAGAGUAACUCCAUGAACUGGCCAAAGGGAGAAUGUUUCUCUCUUGUUGAUUGGGUGCAUCUAUUGAAAGAACAAGGUAAUCUAAUGGACCUAGUUGAUGAGAGGUUGGGUAAGGAUUUCAAAAGAAAUGAAGUAGAAGUGAUGAUUAAUGUGGCUCUAUUAUGCACACAAGUUUCUCCAAUGCACAGACCCACCAUGGCUUCAGUUGUAUGCAUGCUUGAAGGCAAAAUUGUUAUUCAAGAGGUGGUGUCAGAUACAAGUGAAGAAUUGGAUGGAAAGAAGUUGGAGAUGCAACAAUAUUACCAUACGAGACAAAAAAAUAAGACUCAUGAGACUCAAGAAGAGAGCAUCUCUAUGGGUGAGACUUCAGCAUUUAUGUCUGACACAGAUCUAUAUUCUAUCAAAAUGGAUUGUUCUUUCUAG
Messenger RNA from Sphenostylis stenocarpa, 2823 nucleotides. The record is from the annotation of a GenBank genome assembly. NCBI's taxonomy places the organism in Eukaryota, Viridiplantae, Streptophyta, Magnoliopsida, Fabales, Fabaceae.